Messenger RNA from Vitis vinifera (wine grape), 954 nucleotides. Its product is annotated as ankyrin repeat-containing protein At5g02620. The coding region runs from base 1 to 954 and encodes 317 amino acids. The transcript is spliced from 2 exons. The record is from RefSeq and is a predicted model, not a curated record. Lineage: Eukaryota; Viridiplantae; Streptophyta; Magnoliopsida; Vitales; Vitaceae.
AUGAAAAUUGAUAGAAAAGAGACGCCAUUACUAACCGCAGCAAAGAAUGGUAUCAAAGAAAUUGUGGAGAGCAUCCUCGAGCAUUUUCCAGUUGCCAUCCAUGACACGAACUCAGAGAAGAAGAACGUUUUGCUGUUGGCAGUGGAGAAUAGACAACCCUCUCUGUAUGAUCUCUUAAAACAGAAAUAUAAUAACGAAAGUGUAUUUCAUGCAGUGGAUAUUGAAGGAAACAAUAUGUUGCAUCUUGCUGCAAAUUACAAUAAGUCUAUGAAUCCUUGGAUUAUUCCAGGUGCUGCAUUGCAAAUGAAAUGGGAAAUCAAAUGGUACGAGCAUGUGAAGAGUUCCAUGCCACCAAACUUGAUGUUGUAUAACAAUGCUGGCAAGACCGCAUUGGAGGUCUUCACAAACACACAUGAAGAACUCGUACAACAAGGCGGAAAAUGGCUAUAUAAGACCUCGAAUUCAUGCUCGGUUGUAGCAGCGCUUAUUGCAACUGUUGCCUUUACAACAACAACCAAUGUUCCAGGAGGCGUAGAGAAAGGGAAACCAGUUCGUGGAAAGGAACUAGCAUUUCAAGUGUUUUCAAUUUCAUCACUAAUUUCUCUUUGCUGCUCAGUCACCUCCUUGGUAAUUUUUCUAGGGAUUCUCACCUCUAGAUACCGAGAGAAUGAAUUUAAGAUGGCCUUGCCAACGAAGCUUCUGGGGGGUUUGUCGUUACUUCUGAUCUCCAUAGCAGCUAUAUUGGUGUCUUUCUGCGCAGGCCACUUCUUCAUUGUGGAUGAUCAGUUUAGAUCUGUGGCAGUUCCAAUCUAUGCAGUCACCUGCCUGCCAGCUGCAGCAAUUUUCGCCCUGGGCCAUUUACCUUUAUACAUGGAUCUCAUAUGUGCCAUUCUUACGAAGGUCCCAACCAUUUUUUAUAAUGGAAGGUAUACUCCGUUGGGGAGUGAAACUUGA